This is a messenger RNA of Anisakis simplex (herring worm), 1032 nucleotides long. NCBI's taxonomy places the organism in Eukaryota, Metazoa, Nematoda, Chromadorea, Rhabditida, Anisakidae. The record is from the annotation of a GenBank genome assembly.
AUGGCAUCAACCGAACUGUCGAAACAAGAUCGUGAAGCGAAAGCGCAGAUCAAGAUCGGGCAUUAUAUCCUUCAACAAACUCUCGGUGUUGGGACAUUUGGCAAAGUUAAAGUUGGCAUUCAUGAAGCAACCAGUUACAAAGUAGCGGUUAAAAUCCUGAAUCGUCAGAAAAUAAAAACACUUGAUGUCGUGGGCAAGAUCAGAAGAGAAAUUCAAAAUCUUUCUCUUUUCCGACAUCCUCAUAUAAUCAGAUUAUAUCAAGUUAUUAGUACGCCAACCGAUAUAUUUAUGAUAAUGGAAUACGUAUCAGGAGGCGAGCUAUUUGACUAUAUUGUGAAACAUGGAAGACUGAAGACACCAGAAGCACGUCGUUUCUUCCAACAGAUCAUUUCGGGUGUUGAUUAUUGUCAUCGCCACAUGGUUGUGCAUAGGGAUUUAAAACCAGAGAAUUUAUUAUUAGACGAUAAAAAUAAUGUCAAAAUUGCUGAUUUUGGUUUAUCAAAUAUAAUGACUGAUGGCGAUUUCUUGAGAACAAGCUGUGGGAGUCCAAAUUACGCUGCACCAGAAGUGAUCUCUGGGAAAUUGUACGCUGGUCCUGAAGUGGAUGUAUGGUCAUGUGGUGUUAUAUUGUAUGCGUUGCUGUGUGGCACACUGCCGUUUGAUGAUGAGCACGUUCCCACAUUAUUCAGAAAGAUUAAAUCGGGCAUCUUUCCGAUUCCUGAUUAUUUGGAAAAACCAUUGGUGAAUCUUUUAUUGCAUAUGCUUCAAGUUGAUCCUAUGAAAAGAGCAACAAUCAAAGAUGUUAUUCAGCAUGAAUGGUUUCAAAAAGAUCUGCCCGCUUAUUUGUUUCCGCCGAUAAAUGAAAGCGAGGCGUCGAUUGUCGACAUAGAGGCUGUUAAAGAGGUCACUCGGAGAUAUGGUGUUGCAGAAGAAGACGUUACAAAUGCGUUAUUGGGAGAUGAUCCGCAUCACCACCUUAGUAUUGCAUACAAUCUGAUCGUCGAUAAUAAACGCAUUGCUGAUGAAAGUUAG